Xenopus laevis (African clawed frog) is the source of this 6656-nucleotide messenger RNA. RefSeq lists its product as uncharacterized. The transcript has 14 exons. Bases 201 to 5075 code for a protein of 1624 amino acids. Lineage: Eukaryota; Metazoa; Chordata; Amphibia; Anura; Pipidae. The record is from RefSeq and is a predicted model, not a curated record. Gene Ontology annotation, biological process: homophilic cell-cell adhesion. Gene Ontology annotation, cellular component: presynaptic membrane.
UAGAAGUCAUCUAUUCAGUGCCCUUUGUCUCUGUAGGAUUUGUGUCCCAUAGUUCCCUCAUAUUCAUGUGUCACACCUGUGUUUCUUCUUUCUCAGGUUCCUCCUGCCCCUCUGCCCAUUCCUUCUACUGAGCUGAACUGGAGAGAGAGAGAGAGUGCAGAACUGUAUCACUCACCGACACCCCAAUAAUCUCAGACCACAUGGAGCCCCCAGGGAUAAAGAGGAAACUGAGAAUCAGCCUCAAUCCCCCCGUCCUAUUCAGCUUUCUACUGGUCUCUCUCUCACUGCCCGCAACUGAAGCAGUUGAAGUGAAAGUCAGCGACUCACCAGUGAAAGUACUGAAGGACCAAGAUGUGUUUAUCCCAUGUACAAUCAGUAGAUACAGCAGCACAGAACUGGAUCUACAGCGUCUCUCUGUUCAGUGGAUCCUGGGAUCUGACCCAGUUUAUAUCUAUGACGGAGGCUCCCACAACCCCAUCAGACCAGGAUCACAAUUAGACAUUCAUCUGAUUAAAGGCAAUGCUGGGCUGUACCUGGCGCAGGUACAAGUGGCUGAAGAGGGAGAAUAUACCUGCACUGUUACAUAUGAUAAUGAGGAGGAUGAGGGGAGAUCUUCUCUGGAGGUGUCAGUUGAACCCAGCGCCAGGCUGGUGCCCACUGAUGUUAUUAUAGAGGAAGGAACCGAGAGGUGGGUUACAUGUCAAGCCAAUAAUUAUUACCCAGAAACAAUUAAGUUUCAAUGGAUAAAACACCUCAGUGAUGCCCAACAUAUUGUGCUGCGCCAAGGAGUCUCCACCAAUGAGCCACUAGAGAAUGAGGAUGGAACCUUCAAUGUAACCAGUCAGCUGAUGAUAAAGCCGUCUAUGGAGGAUGAUAGGGAAAAGUAUUCAUGUAUUAUAUCCCACAGAUCUCUGGGAAACUCUCUUGUCCUGAAUUUUAUUCUGUCUGUAAAGGAGUCACAUAUCGUACUGAUCAGAGCUGUGGUUGGAACACUCGCUGCACUGAUUCUGCCGUUUUUCAUUUGGGGCUACAAAACACUCUUGAGAAAUGAGCCGCCCAGACUUUCUCCAAUAACGGGAUCAAAAUAUUUGCUCCAUAAGAAAAAGGCAAAGCUAUGUUUUCAAAUCUCUGGUUUUCGGCCCAAACCCAUCCAUAUUACUUUAUAUUUGAAAAGAAAAUGGGGAGAAUCAGCUGAAAUUUACUCAUGGAAUUCUGAGGUACAAACUGGUUCCUCUGCCCCACAAAACAAAGAUGGAAAUGGCACGGCAGAGAUGGAACAAUCGGUGAGUGAUGCGGAUUUGGAAAACUUGUCCCGUAUGCAACUUCAGAUGGUUCCUGAUGUAAAAUCAAGUAGAACAGGUAUUUGCACCUGUCUGUGCACAAUCAAUAUAACUCCUGACAUACAUGAAGAUGAAGGAGCAGAACUGACAGUCCAGGUCAAUCACAUUACUCUGAUGUCUCCCAUCUCUGUGUUCUGUCGGCUGAAAGUGAUGAAAGAGCCCCUGAGACUUUCUCCAAUUAGUGGAGCGGAACGGUUGGUACAUAUGAGAAAAUCAACUCUGAGCUGUCAGAUUCCCAAGUCCCUGCUAGAACCCACUGAAAUCACUUUAUAUUUACAAAGAAAAGGUGAAGAACAGAUUGAGAUUCUCUCUUGGAAAUCAGUGGCAUAUAAGGCAAACGCAGAACAGUUAGUGAGUAAUAUGGAGACUAAUCUGCCCGCAGCACUAAGACCACUGCAAGUGGAAAUGGAUCCUGUAAUAACAGCAUGUACAAAUGGAGAUUCCAAUUGUCAGUGCACAAUCCAUAUAACUCCUGACAUAGAGGAAGAUGAUGGAGCAGAACUGACUGUGAGCGUAAAUCACCCAGAGCUGAGAGACCCUUUUUCUGUAUCCUGUCGGCUAGUGGUGAAUGAAGAGACAAUGUUACUGGUGAUAGAUGAGGAUUAUAGAGUGAGAGUUGGCCCAGCCCCCCUGGACCCUACAGAUAACUUUCAUGAAAGGGCAAUAACACUUGGGAGACUUGAUGGAUUAGACAACAUUGCCUUGAGUCCUACUGGGACCCUCUUUGUAAUCCGAGAGGGAAAUCUCUACACCGGCCCAGUGUCAUCCUGUACAAACCAAAUAUUGUUUUCCCUUGACAGAAGAAUUGGGUGUGGUGCAUGGGACAUGUUUAAACUCAUCUCAGUUGAUCCCAGGGGGCUUCUAUGUUCAGUAGGGGAUUGUGGAUCAAUUUACAGGGGCCCGCACCCAGAAAAUGAAAGCCAGAACUGGAUUGGUGACCUGGGUCCUUAUGUAGGGAAGUGUAAGUGCAGUGAUGUUGAUGUUGUCUUCUUCGACCCACUAGGGACUUUAUAUGCAAUAACAAGUGACGGUUGGAUUAAGACAUUGUUCAAACCAGCAGAGACAGAUAGUGAUUGGUUAGAUUUAGGAGCUGCACUCAUAAAAAGAGACAGCAGAGAUUCCCCCCAUGGGAUUUCUUUCUGCCCUGAGGGAAACCUCUGGUGGGUCAGUAAGACUGAAGGCAAACUGUAUAAAGGGCCACAGCCAACUCAACAGAAUCCAGUAUAUUGGGAGGAGGCCACGCUCUUGGGCCAGGACUAUAACCAAUACAGGCUGUUUGGGUUCAUAGGAGGAACAUUCAUUCAGAGGAUUCAGAGUUUUGAGUUCUUCCCUGAAUUGGGAAAAAUCGUCAAAGAAAGGAAUAUAAUAGUAAAUUCAGAGACCUAUGAUAAUAGCAAAGGGGACAACACACUCAAUGACACUUUCAGCUUGAAGAAAACCAUAAUGGAAGUGAGUAGAUUUAUUCAUGAUCAUAACAUUGUGUUUGUGGAAGAGGCAGAAACCACUUUCAUGGAGGGAAUUCCUGUCAUUGGCAUGGAAAGAGGUUCCAAGAUUUCACUUGAUAAUAACAUCACUCACCAGUGGGAUUUCACCAACACCAAUGAACGAGAGGUUACUUUAUCUCUACAAGAGCCUGUUGUGGUUGGAAUUGGUAAAACUACACAUAUGGAGGCCUCAGUCCAGAAAGCCAAAAUAAGUGUCCCCUACAAGGUCCGACUACUCACAGGCCAAGGCUGCACUGUAACCAUUGGAGGCAGCUGGAAAGCGACCACCUUCUAUAAUCUGAGAGCCGCACCAAGAGAAUCCCAGAGAGAGAAGAAGCGCUCACAUUUGAAGUCAUCAGCAGAAGACAUUUGGAAAGAGGAGAGCUGCUUUAAUUCAAGGCUCAUGUACAGUGAUGGGUGGGUCAGGGAACGCUCCAAUAAUGAGACGUGCAUACCGAGAUGCAGAUUGAAAAAAGGCAGUCCCUCCCCCAAAACCUUCUUCUCAUUUAUUGGAGCGGAACGAUUGGUGCAUAUGAGAAAAUCUACUCUGAGCUGUCAGAUCCCUGAGUCCCUGCCAGAACCCACUGAAAUCACUUUAUAUUUGCAAAGAAAAGGUGAAGAACAGACUGAGAUUCUCUCUUGGAAAUCUGGAGAAAAACUUCUGCCAUUUACUGCAGUGUCAAAAAUUCCAGAGGCGCCAGUGGCUACUGAGUCAGAGAGAGAAGAGGCAGUGAGUAAUGGGGAGACUAAGCUGGCCCCAGCACAGAGGCCACUGGGAGUGGAAAUGUUUCCAAUAAUAACAACAAGUAAAAAUGGCGAUUCCAACUGUCGGUGCACAAUCCAUAUAACUCCUAACAUAGAGGAAGAUGAUGGAGCAGAAUUGACUGUGAGGGUCACUCAAUCUGCCCUGAGCUCUCCCUUCUCUGUGUCCUGUCGGCUGGAGGUCAACGAAGAGACAAUGUUACUGGUGAUGGAUGAGGAUUACAGAGUGAGAGUUGGCCCAGCACCCCAGGACCCUACAGAUAAUUUUCAUGAAAGGGCAAUAACACUUGGGAGACUUGAUGGAUUAGAGAACAUUGCCUUGAGUACUACUGGGACCCUCUUUGCCAUCCGAGAGGGAAAUCUCUACACCGGACCAGUAUCAUCUUGUACAAACCAAAUCUUGUUUUCUGUUGACAGAAGAAUUGGGUGUGGUGCGUGGGACAUGUUUAAACUCAUCUCAGUUGACCCCAGGGGGUUUCUAUGUGCAGUAAAGGAUUUAGGAUCAGUUUACAGGGGCCCACGUCCAGACAAUGAAAGCCAGAACUGGAUUGGUGACCUGGGUGAACAUGUAGGAAACUAUAACUGCAGUGAUGUUGAUGUUGUCUUCUUCGACCCACAAGGUUCUUUAUAUGCAAUAACAAGUGAUGGUCAGAUUAAGAUGUGGGUGAAAUCAGCAAAGACAGAUAGUGAUUGGUUGGACUUAGGAACUGCACUGAAAGAAAGAGACAGCAGAGAUUCUCCCCAUGUAAUUUCUUUCUGUCCUGAGGGAAACCUCUGGUGGGUCAGUAAGACUGAAGGCAAACUGUAUAAAGGGCCACAGCCAACUCAACAGAAUCCAGUAUAUUGGGAGGAGGCCACGCUCUUGGGCCAGGACUAUAAUCAAUACAGGCUGUUUGGGUUCAUAGGAGGGACAUUCAUUCAGAGGAUUCAGGGUUUUGAGUUUUUCCCUGAAUUGGGGGAAAUUGUCACAGAAAAGAGUAUGAUCUUAAAUACAGAAACCUAUGAUAAUAGUGAUGGGAGCUCCACAUUAAAUGAGACUUUCAGCUUCAAGAAAACCAUAAAGGAAGUGAGUAGAUUUAUUCAUGAUCAUAACAUUGUGUUUGUGGAGGUGGCAGAAACCACUUUCAUGGAUGGAAUUCCUGUUAUUGACAUAGAAAGAGAUUCCAAGAUUUCAUUUGAAAAUAUCACUCACCGGUGGGAUUUUACCAACACCAAUGAACGAGAGGUGACUUUAUCUCUACAAGAACCUGUUGUGGUUGAAAGUGGUAAAACUAUACGUAUGGAGGCCUCAAUCCAAAAAGCCAAAAUAAGUGUUCCCUACAAGGUCCAGCUGCUCACAGGCCAAGGCCGCACUGUAACUAUUGAAGGCAGUUGGGAAGGAACCACCUUCUAUAAUCUGAGUGCGGCACCAAGAGAUGUCUGGGGCAGGAGGAGUGGUCUUGGCUGUACAUUUACAGACAGUUGUGAAGAGGAGAACUACUUUGAUUAGAGGUUGAUGCAAAGCAAUGGGUGCAGAAGUGGCACCCAAGGAGAUCCUAUCUGGGGCGACCAUUGGGAUCUGUUACUUCUCCACCGGCAGCCACUACCCUGAUUAUUCCCCUAGCAUUUCACUUUCUUCUCACUGGGAAGAGGCUGAAAACAGGAAUAAAAGUGCAUUGUAGCACCAAAAAAAACUCACCAAUGAGAACCAAUCUAAGAAUUAAUGUAACUCAGUGAUGUCAAAUCUGCAGCCCUCCAACCCUUGGCUUUUAGCGAGAGACUGUCCGUUUUAUUUUAACAACAGCAGCUCAAGGUACAGAUCACUGUUGUAUAAACUGACACAUCCUAACAAUUGUUACACAGUAUUUGUGCUUUAACAUGUUUUGCUCACAGGGGCCACAGAAGUCUUGGAACUGCCCUACCCUAGAUACACUGUUCCUGACUGUAAUGCAUUUCAUUUCCAGGGUCAGACAAAGGCUGAGAGAGAUUGGGAGAAAACAUCUGACAGGAGGAAAAUACAGAGUCAUAAAACACUGUAUAAUAUAAAUCCUUAUCAAAUUAAUCAUGAAACACAAAUUCUGAGAACUUGCAUCAGGUCCUCCUUACUGGCGCCUACAUAAGAUUUUGGGAUCAUGCAAAGCUUCUCUUGUUUGUAUGUAUGUAUGUAUGUAUGUAUGUAUGUAUGUAUGUAUGUAUGUAUGUAUAACUUUAUUUGUAUAUAGAUGUUAAUGAGCCACGGUGCCAUAUAAUGCAUAAAAGUACAAUAUAAAUAAAAGUACAAUAUAUAAAAGUACAAUAUAAAUAAAAGUACACUAUAUAAAAGUUUGCACAGGGAGGACAAGUCACACAAUAAAUUUACACAGGGCACAUAGCUCAUAUAAGGGACAGAGAGCUUAAGUUCUAUGUGAUAUGAGACACAGUAGGAAGGAGGUCCCUACCCUAUAGAGCUUACAAUCUUAAGUUUCCAUAAAAUGGCACCUGUCUGUAAAUCGAAUUGUGCAUUCAAAAACGAACGAAGAAACAAAAUGUAAAUAAUUUAUAUAGUCUAAUAAGGAAAGAUUGUUUUGCUCGACUACCACAAUCAAUUAGGAUUUGGAAUUAUUUAUUGGGGUGACAGGUCCCAUUUAAAACCUGUCUGGGAGUUUUACUGUGCAUCAUGAUAACAAACACCUCAGGGGUUAAUUGGCAAUUUAUAAUUUUUUUUCUUUCAGGUCAGCAGACCCAGUACUAGGGGUAGGCAGCACAGGCCUGUGAGUUGAGAGCAACUGGGGUUGGGCUCAGUUCUCCCCUCACCAAAAAAACAUGUGCCUGGUUUCCAUUCCUAAGUUGAAGCUCAUUGCAGCACUGGAGGUGGGCCCUUGGUCUGCAGCAAUAAAGCUCACAUUGACACCUGUUAGGGAGUAUCUGGAAUUGCCCCCGUACCCACCUUUGGUGACCUCCAGUAUCUGCAUAUUCUGUGUAAUUUGAAAAUAAAAUGUAUAUUAUCUUGACUGUAAUAACAAUGGUGAUUUCAUUACUGAGAUGAUAUGUGAUAUUUGAUGAUAUUGAUGACUAGCUCUGAUCAAUAUAUCAAUAAAUAUGUGCAGAUAAA